UCAUCCUCAAGAGAUUCAAGUAUUCAACCAAUGCAACCAAUCGAUUAACGUGAUUACCAUCCAGAAUGCCACAUUUGGGUAUACUUGUAUAAUCCUGAUGACUCCGUGAAAUGGGCAAGGACGCAGAGGAGAUGGUUGGUGAAAGUGAAGACUCCAAUUUCUGCAAUCCCACACAGGGAGGGCUUCACGCACAGGAAAUCACCCUUUCCGCUGUUCUGACCUGUUUGAUUUCCGCUGUUUUGUUCCCCGGGCCGGACACACCCGCUACAUUUCAGCACCGGGUCAAGGUUGAACUCUCCGAGUAUGCCCCCUUGCUCUGCGAAGCUUCUCAGAACACUGCUCGUAAUAUUCACGCCUGGACUCGCUGGGGAAGUCCUUUCCGUGCCCUUCUGCUUCUUUCUGUUGGGACAAUUGGCCUUUUUUGUUUGACAGGAUUACUAAUGUUUAUGAUUUUCUUUGUUGCGGCUACUGUCAAUGCAAUAGUGAUAUCUCUGGUCAUCUCUUUAGUGGUAGCUGGGGGGUUCUUGGUUCUUUUGUUUGCCUGUUUGAUAGCCAUUUACCUUGGGGCACUAUUUGCAGCUAUAUUAGUCAUUUCAACUGCAACAAUUUCAGCAAUUAUUACUGCUUCCAUAGCUGCAGGCUGGAUCGGAUUCUUCUUUACUGUGGGGCUUCUAACAAAGAAGAGCAUCUAUCUUGCAAAGAGUUCAUUGAGCACAACAGCAUCGGCAUUUUCAUCCCGUUCCUCCACUCAGCACACCACAUGAAUCAUUCAUAUGAUUAAGCUGAAGGCUCGCUUGCCUUAUAUUUGGUGGCAGAUGUUGGCGGGUUGUGUGUAGAGCAUAUCAGGUUUAGUACUUACAUCCAUUUUCCCGGCAUUUAAGUUGGUAGUUCGUAGAGGUAAUUUUUGGAGAAGUUGAGAUGAAAAUGACUUAGUAGUUAUAUUCUUGUGUUUUCAAUAAAAUCUGGAGGCAGUGUAUUGCUUGGCUUGCUUCACUGGAUCUAUGGUGUUAUCUAUUGUGUGUUUCCAAGUGAAGCAGUAAAGCUUUGCAAAUGAAUGUAACAUGUUUUGGUUUGGUAGUAGGAUGGUGACAACAACUGUACUAACAUCUAGCUUUUGGAUAGCAUGUUUUUGUGGACUA
Messenger RNA from Ipomoea triloba (trilobed morning glory), 1139 nucleotides. RefSeq lists its product as uncharacterized. The transcript is spliced from 3 exons. The record is from RefSeq and is a predicted model, not a curated record. The coding region runs from base 111 to 764 and encodes 217 amino acids. NCBI's taxonomy places the organism in Eukaryota, Viridiplantae, Streptophyta, Magnoliopsida, Solanales, Convolvulaceae.